This is a messenger RNA of Contarinia nasturtii (swede midge), 2450 nucleotides long. RefSeq names its product mitosis initiation protein fs(1)Ya (gene fs(1)Ya). NCBI's taxonomy places the organism in Eukaryota, Metazoa, Arthropoda, Insecta, Diptera, Cecidomyiidae. The record is from RefSeq and is a predicted model, not a curated record. The transcript has 6 exons. Bases 325 to 2025 code for a protein of 566 amino acids.
UGGGGUUAUCAGUAGUGUAUUAGCAUCUGUGGGGUUAACAUUCUAAGCAGAGCCUUGUGCGCCUGUUAUUUUAAGUGUAUAUUUUGUUAUUUAUUGUUUGCAUGACAUAGCGGAACUAUUUUUACUGUUCACAUUUUUCGUAUUGUUCUUUCAACGGGUUUUAAUUUAAUUUAAUUUAUUGAAUAUCGAGAAAAAUGGUUUCAAUACCAGAAGAAGUAAGUUAAGUGUGCGGUUUGCAAAAGCAUUUUUUGUUGUGUUGAAUGCCGUAAUAAACACGAACAAAAUGCUCAUACACCAAAUGAAGUGUGGACGGAACGGAAUCGCAUGCGUUGUGGCCUAUGCCAGGGCAAUCCCACGAUGGAAUUUCAAUGCCGAAAUGACUUUGCACUUAUCAUGCAUUUGUGUCAAGCUCAUUUGCCAUUGCAUUGCAAAAAAUGUCUAACGCAAUUUAAUUCGAUUGGUGAUUUUUCUUCGGCUAAUAAAUGUGCUCACAUAAACGAUGGCUGCAGUUUGCAUUCGCCAAAAGAAUGUAAUGUAGAUAAAAUUGAAUGUCAAAUGGCUUGCGGUAAAGAAGCAUCAAAUAUUAAUUAUAUUACAGCUGUUCAAAAAUCAUCAUUUGAGAGAAGCAUCUCGGAUAGUGUAUCAUUGCGAAAUUAUUCGACCAUUUUGCAUACAUCAAAUCAUCCACUGUACAAAACUCAAAGUCCGGAUGCAAUGGAAAAGGCAUUGGUUCGUCAAACAUCAACUCCAAUGCAUCAAAAUUUGCUGCAUGCAAAUUCGCAUGACACCGUUGGACAAUCAUGUAGUUCAUGUUUGGUAUCAUCGUCAUCAUCAUCAUCGGGUCAUAUAUCGAAUGUGAAUAGUAGUAGUGAUUCUGACACAAGCACUAAUCCAUUAACUAAUUCCGAUGAUAAUAAAAGACAGAACGUUCAACAGCAAAGUAUAAUGGUUACACAGAAGAAAACGACAACCUUUAAGCGAUCGAGAAAUUCGCUUGCAGUAACACCGCUUACACGCCAAGUAAUGACAAAAAGCAUUCAUCGUGCUAUCCUCGAAUAUCAAAACUCGCAGCAUGGAAUUGCCGUCAGCCCAAAAUCACCAUUGGAUUUACGAAUGCGUGGACGUGAGAUUUUAAAAAUGGAAAACACUUCAUCAAAGACGGUAAAAUGUGAAAAGAGGUCGCCCAAAGUUAUUGACAAGAGUUCCAUUUCAACUUCUAUUGUUGUCAAAUCAAAUUCACUCGAUUCCAAUUUAAGACAAAGCUCUUUAGAAACUGUAUAUGAACAAGACAAAGAUGCGAAUGUUGAAACAUUUGGGUGUUAUGAACGUGAAUGCUGUGUCAGCAGUAAUUAUGAAGUUGUUGAGGUUUUAAGUGACCAAAGUAUUAUCAAUGAACCAUUACUAACAUCAGAAUCAAUUAAAGAAACACCAGUUUUGGUUUCACGAAAAUUAUCGAGUGAAAAGAUCGUCAAAGAAGUUAAAAAUAUCGAUCCAGAAAUUUGGUUUACGCCAAAGGAAUUUGCGCAAACGAAAUUAGUCGAAAAUAUUGAUAUUUAUACGCCAAAAGUGUCGAAGAAACGUGCUACUGUUCGACGAUUCGAUGAUGAUAAUGAAGAGGAAUAUGCUCCAGAUUUGGAAAACGAAUUCGAAACUCAUAAAAAAGAGCUACCGAAUGGAUCAAGAAGUGAGCCGAUCAAAUCGUCAGGCAGUAAAAUAUGGUCAUUUGUAUCAACAUUCUUACGAUUUGCCUCACUAACACCACCAAGCGACAUGUCAAUGCCAGAUAUUAAGACGAACGAUAGUGAUGCAUCACACGUAAUUAUAAAGCGAUGCGCCUCCUUCACAGGAGUUUUGCGAGAGCAAAAUAUCUCAAAUCUGUGCGACGAUGGAAGUGAAGUGGACCCAUUGCAACCAAUCAAACGGCGUCGAAUAACAUCUACUGAUUCACCGUUGGGAGAACCAUCAAUGAAUUAUAGCAAGCGAAUUAUGUGUCGCCCACCUAUUCGUAGGAUGCUAAAUAAAUAACUGUUUCAUUUGUGUUAUAUGCCAUUUCCAGAUCGAAUUCAGCCAUUGCAUUCACAUUAAAUGUAAUAACAGCAACCUAUUUGACGUUGGCUUUAAAACCAAAGAGUAAAAUUUCAAUUACUUUGUUAAAACCAAAGAAAAAUCUAUGUUAGACAGUUGUCAGAGAAACAGUUUACAAAUUGGAAAUACUUUCUUUGUCUUGAUUUUAUCCCAUGGUAAUGUGACUAAUGUCUGUUAAAUCAAAUGACAAACAUGGAAAAUAUGCUUGAAAAAUGACGUAUGAUUCAUGCACCGAGUUCAAAUAAUUUUUAUUACGCAGUAAAAAAAAUCUUUUGACUUUCUAAUUUCUGGUUUGGUUAUUUAACUUAAUAAUUUAAAAAUAAAUGUGAAAUAAAGGAAUAAACAUGUUUUGUGAAGAAAAUUUA